Messenger RNA from Kwoniella botswanensis, 3153 nucleotides. RefSeq lists its product as uncharacterized. The record is from RefSeq and is a predicted model, not a curated record. Bases 1 to 3153 code for a protein of 1050 amino acids. Lineage: Eukaryota; Fungi; Basidiomycota; Tremellomycetes; Tremellales; Cryptococcaceae. The transcript has 2 exons.
AUGUCGCUACCACAUAAUGGGUCCACCGCUCCAGCUAUAACCUCUCCCGACCUCGCAUGGCCCUCUCGACCUGUUGCACGACCUUCUCCGCUAUCCACUCCCACCUUGUCAGCCGAAUCAGCAGAGUAUCUACAUUCACCCUCUUCCUCAUCUAGACAGGCAAGUAGUAGCAGUACCGCACCGACUACCUUGUCCAGAUCAGGCUCGUUGAAGGGGAAAGAGAAAGCUUUGGAUUUUCAACUACGUAUACAUCCCCAUAAUACCGAAGAGCAGGAAGAACGCGAGGAGAAGGAAAGGAAUUAUGGACCACCUAAGAAACCUCUACCACCCCAUCAAUUGGGUAGGAUCGCUCAAUCAUUCGGUAUCAUCAUACCCAACUUACCUCAGUCUCAGACACAGUCAACACAGGAGACAAGAGUACCGACUAGCCCUUUGUCCACUUCUGCCAUCUCACCCACGUUUCCUUCUGCGUCUUACAGAGGCCGACUAUCACCUUUACCUUUCCAAUCACCCAUCCGAUCCACUCCGUUCUUGCUAUCCGUCAUACCGCCUCUAUGCCUUUUGCCGCCAAAUAAGGACAGUUCAUUUGAAGAGAUCCAUCGCAGGAACAAGAAAUGGAGAAGGGGUAGACUGAUACCGCUUCAGCCUACUUUGGGAUCGAUGUUAGUUUGUAUAGCGAGGGAGUACGGUCUACCUUCAACAAUAGGUAUUGGUGUAUAUUUAGUGUUACCAAAUCAACCUGCGAGGAAAGGUAGGAUCAACGGCUCUUCAUCCUCUUCUGGUGAAUCGAAUUACGAUGAAGAUGAGGGAUCGACAGGACCGAAAAUAUCAUCAGCGACAUGGUCAACACUGUUCUCACCUCACUUGAUCCAACUUGCUCAGGGAGGAGGUGGAGGUAUGAACUCAAGGUCUUCUACACCUUCUCAAACUCCUUUGAAGAACAACGUGUACAGUAAUGAUAUUGGUGACCCAGAAUCGGAAUUCCCUCCUAGUCCAAUAUCAACUUCAAAGAUCAACCCCUCUAGAAACCAUACCAGUAGAAUCAGAAGAUCUAAAUCGACUGAACCGCCUGAACUUGUUCAUUCUCAUUCUUCCAACUUAUCCACAUCGACUUCAUCUUUCUCAGCCAACCUACCUCCUGCACCCGCUUCUCUAGGAUAUACAAGUUUCGCCACGACAAUCUCAUCGACGACUUCACCUAUGAUGAAUCCUAUAGUGGGCACGAUCGAAUUUGAUGUUGAUUUAGAUGAAGCAAAAUGGUUUGAGAGUUAUCAUCUGAGGAAAUCUGGUAGGCAUAGUAAACAUAAACGAUCACUCACAUCUGACAGUGGGAUGAAAGAAUUGAAUUUGGUUAAUAAAGUAUCGGAUGUGAGACCGAGAUUCUUGAAGGAGUUAGACCCGAAUACACCGCAAAUAAAUCAUCAAGAUGAUCAUGAACCGCAAGAGAGUCUCGAGAAGAAUGUGGUAGAAGUGGAUGAAGAUCUGUUGAAGCCACACCCCGAGCAGAAUGACUUACUGGCUAGUCCGAUUGAUCUCUCGGAUCAGAGUACGAGGUUGAAAGUGCAGGAGAUAUUGGAUAAGAGAGGUAGUGGAGUAGUGAUGGCUGAGCAAUUGGAUGAUCUUGAAAAGAUGAUGCGACAACUCUCACCUCGAGAAAUACGCAUAACUUCCCCUAGAUUACUCACACCUCGCAUGGCAGCCAAAGUGGCCAACCUGACUCUACCGGCCGUUCCCAAACGAGGUACUUCCAAGACAGCACCGACCUCAUCGCCGUUAGCGGGAAACUUUACAAAUGGCAAUUCCGAUCCGGAAGAAACAUCACAACCUAAGUCAGCUAGGUCCAACGGAACGUUCGGAUCAGCCAUCGACCUUCAAGAACAACAACAACAACUGUCUACCUCCCAACUCCAAGUUGAACAAGUUGAAGAUAAUGAUAAUGACAAUGAGGAAACAACGUUAGAUAGACCCGUGUGGCCAGCUGUCAAACAUGGUUCACCAGGAUCACCUACCAUUCACGAAUAUUUCUCUCGUCCCAAUUUCCCUCAGAGACAACAACAAGUUCGAAAUGUCUCCUCGCCCGCUUCCAUCCCUGUGGCUAUAUCCGACGAAACUUUGAAACGGAUGAAAGAGAAUGAAGAAUCUCAUAUUGAGCAGAGUAAGAUAUCAUCACAAUCACAAGAGUGGAUUCCUCGUAGACCCGCUAGACCACCUUCACCUAAAUUGGAGAGUAUGCACCAGCGAACUUUAUCGCAUACCCUUUCACCUGAGUUGGUAGAUUUCUUAAACAAAUCUCCACCCCCUGCGGCUGGCGGACAGGGUACGACACCAGAGGAGAAACGAAGGAACAGAUCGGGAAGUAUGAGUUUGAAAGGACUGAGAAAUCAAAUGUCAUCCAAGAAUCUAAGUCAAAUGUGGAAAUCCGGUGAAACGUCUUCGAAUGCGACUUCACCACCUUUACCUAAUGGACAAAAAGAGACGAUUGGAUUGUUCAAAGGUGGUUUACCAACGUCAAAUGGAGAUGAAGGUCACUUUGGGUUUAAUCGAGAUCAAGCGCACUCGGCUUUAGGAGGUGGAAUAAGAAGUGUAUCUAGUCCAACCAAUCCUACGACUGAUUUUGGUGCAGUAUCGCAAAACCAAGAUGAGAGUUCUUUACCAUCGGCCGGUAGUGGGAGUGGGAAAGGGAAAUUCGCUUCUAGGAUAUGGGGAUUUAGACAUCAUUCAGAUAAACAUGAUAAAGAUAAAGAUAGAUCGUCAAAGAUGUCAAGUAAACGCAAUCCAUCUAUUGAUGGUGCUGGAAGUAUAAAGAUCUCUGAACCUAUCGCCGCAAGCUUCAUACACAAAGAAUCGUUCGAUAUACCUCCCAAUAACAACAGCAUUGUACAGCAACAGCAGCAACAAGCUGGAUUGGGACAUGGUAGAUUCCCAUCACACUCUUACGCUCAUGCUACACCUACAAGUCCAAAUCCCAGUGCCAAUCCUGCUAGUCCCAGAAGUAUUAAGAGGAAACCUGUUCCAGGAACCACGACGGAAGAUGGAGAAUCAACGAUGAUGAUCAAGAAUAGUAUGAGUUUAAGUAGUAUGAAUACGUUCGUUUUGGAAGAUGCUCCGAAGGGAAGGAAGAUGAUGGGAUUGGGUAUGGGGCAGGCUCAAUAG